UGACAACUACAGCUUGUGAGAUAGACAAUGUUAGUGUCUGGAACAUGAUAACCUGAGAGGUUGCCAUCAAUGUAAAGGCAGAUGAUUCUACUAUUCGAAGUACUUGGACACAGCUUCAUGGCUUUGGCAUUCAGGUCAAAUUGAACUCUCAGUAAUGCCAAUAUUACUUUGGAAUGAUAUAUGGGUUGUAUAAAGUGUCCUUUUCAGUAUUCUUUGAAUGAAAGUGCCCUCAUUCUUAUCAAAAUGGUCACUAGGAUUCCCAAUAUCUGGGUGAAUUGAGGAAGCCUUGAUAUAUAAACUUUGAUUAGCAACUUGUUACAGCUGCACCAACUGUUGAUGCUUCUAUUAGUUAUAACAAAGCUGGUCAGCAGCAGCCAAUCAGGUAUUUCAAUCCUGGUCAACUUUGCAAGUUGCAUGCUUGAUGACUGAUUAUUUGGUGGGCACGUAUUAAACUCAUGUUUUUGUGUUACUCUGUGGUAGUAUAUAAAUCAUCAAAAAUUUCAAGACCCACAUAAAGGAAAGAAAGCAUCAAACAUUUGGACAUUAGCCUUAGUUGUUACCAAUUAUUUUUCACAAAAGUUAAUCACUAAAAACAUCAGAUAUAUGAUAAUGUGGGCGCGGCCAUGAUAACCUGCUUGACUAAACUAAUUAGUGUUAGCGUAGCCAAGUGAAUAAAUGAUAGUGUGUGGGCACAAACUGACUGCCCUGCCCUGCCCUGAUUGUUGGAAUUAAGUGAAUAAAUCAGCUAUGGUGUGUGCAUACUACUUUUAGGAGCUAAUCAAUGAAAUUAGAAGAAACUGCCAAAACAGAGUCCUCCAAAAGGUCACCCUCUUCAUUGUGUAAGUGGGGCGGAUUAGAAGCCACUAGUUUGGAGACAACUCUAUUUAUCUACUGUGCACUUCGCCAUCUUGUGUGAAUUAAAUUUUACAUCCUACUGUGCACUUCGCCAUCUUGUGUGAAUUAAAUUUUACAUCUUUAUGCCUGAAUAAAUAUUGCGAUUGUGUGAAUACAACUCUUGAUUAUAUGCUUUUGACUUCAGUGUUUGGGCAUUUGUCCAUUUUGUGUGAAUUAAAUAAGAGUAUGAAUACAACCCAUACUUGGUCUUCACUUGUUUGUAUGGAGGAGGGUGUUCUGCGUGUAUGUAUGUCUUUCACCAUCUGAAGAAACACAAUUUCGAUGCUUAAUUGUUUUUAUAUAUUAAUUACAUUGUUGUGGUUUUUAAAUUUACUUCUCCUUUUACGUUUACUUAAAUAAAAUGUAUUUAUUAUACAUGCCACAUGCACAGAGACAUUAUUAUCCCACCACUCAUAAUUUUUUGUUUUGUUUAUCUGAAUAUAUAUAGAAGACAAAACCGUAUUUAAAAUGUCUUUUCCGUAGUAUAGUUGCUAUAGUAGAUUGAGAUGGAGAAAUACGCAGAAGACAAAAUCCUAGUUGGAAUUUCAAUCCCCCACGGACGCCCCCCCCUACCCCGUAUUCCUUACUUGUCAUAUUUUUAACUUAAGUUUACUACCCCCCACCCCCUAAAUUAAUAAUGGGUAUAGUUUCAAAUCCUAGGGGUGUGUGUGUAAUAAUAAUAACUAGAAGCAUCACAAGUUGGGCAUUGUGAGAUGGUCUUUUUCCUAUAAAUAUGAAGGCGGCUUUUCAUUAGCGCACGUAUGACCAUUCUUCAAACGGUAUUAUUCAUCACAGAAAUUCCCAGUAGCCCCUCUGUAUUACCCUCUCCCUCUCUCCCUCAUCUUCCAUCCAUUCAUACAUCAAUUCACACACACACACACACGCGACUAUAUAUAUAUAUAUGUGUGUGUAUAUAUAUAGCAGGAGCAGAAAGGGAUGAGCUUGAGCAGCGUGGAGGAUCGGCUGCCGGCGGGAUUCAGGUUCCACCCCAAAGAUGAGGAGCUGAUAUGUGAGUACCUUAACAAAUGGCUAGGUGGUUGUCCUCACCCCUUCCCUUCCUUGAUCCAAGUCGACCUCAAUAAGUGCGAGCCUUGGGACAUUCCUGAAGCUGCAUGUGUUGGAGGCAAGGAAUGGUACUUCUACACCCGGAGAGACAAAAAAUACGCGACCGGUGUGAGAACGAACCGGUCGACGCUAUACGGGUACUGGAAGGCAACCGGGAAGGACCGGCCGGUCCUUCAGAAGAAAACGGUUGUCGGAAUGCGAAAGACACUGGUGUUCUAUGAGGGCCGGGCUCCCAAAGGAUGGAAAACCGAUUGGGUUAUGCACGAGUUUCGCCAGCAUGGGCCCGGCCCGACGAAAGCAUCACAUCCUUGUAAGGAGGACUGGGUGCUAUGCAGGGUAUUCUUCAAAAGCAGGAGAGAAAUGAGCAAAAUUCCAACCAAACAAGGCGCUAGUGCAGGGCAAAGGCAAGAGGUGACGACAUCCCCAAGUUCUCCAUCGAUGCUCCCGGGACUAAUGGACCAAGCGUUCACGAUCCCAUACGAAGUCGCCUCUGAGCAAGUGCCCUGCUUCUCCAAUUUCAACCAAACAAGCCCUAACUUCUCUGAGCUCCUGGACCCGCCCCAAAUCUUCUUACAGUACCCAGCUCCUGCUCAUUCCACAACGACGAUGCAACAGCCUGCAGGAAUUGUUGAUAAUAUUGAGCUCAAUAAUAAUAAUAAUAAUAAUAAUAAUAAUUCCGUCGAAGCUUGUGGGAGUUCUGACAGUUACUUGUCAGAAGUGGUUCUGGCGUCCUCCAUCUGGAGUAACCAUUACCACCUUUGAUAUAAUAAUAAUAAUAAUAAAUAAUAAUAUUAUUAUUAUUAUUAAUAAUUUAAUAUCAUUCAUGCAUGCGAGGUUGAGGAUUUAGGGUUUAGUUAUAUAUUUGUGUGUAUAUAUAUAUAAAAGAUGUAUGUAUGAUGUGGGGUGUCGGCAGGGUAAGGUUACGGAUUACCGUGCAUGCAUUCUCGGUUUUCAAUUGUUACUAUCAUCUGCAGCGUAUAUAUCUGUUAAUAUUUUAAUUUGAUGUAAUUACUUUUCUAAUUU
Molecule: messenger RNA, 2982 nt
Organism: Andrographis paniculata
Lineage: Eukaryota; Viridiplantae; Streptophyta; Magnoliopsida; Lamiales; Acanthaceae
Product: NAC domain-containing protein 21/22-like
Exons: 4
Coding region: 1831-2721 (296 amino acids)
Biological process (GO): regulation of DNA-templated transcription
Molecular function (GO): DNA binding
Source: RefSeq, a predicted model, not a curated record